This is a messenger RNA of Nymphalis io (European peacock), 1765 nucleotides long. RefSeq names its product uncoordinated protein 58-like. The record is from RefSeq and is a predicted model, not a curated record. Bases 70 to 1602 code for a protein of 510 amino acids. Gene Ontology annotation, cellular component: membrane. Lineage: Eukaryota; Metazoa; Arthropoda; Insecta; Lepidoptera; Nymphalidae. The transcript is spliced from 6 exons. Gene Ontology annotation, biological process: potassium ion transmembrane transport; stabilization of membrane potential. Gene Ontology annotation, molecular function: potassium ion leak channel activity.
AAGCGGUAAAAAUGAAGACUGAAGUAUCAUUCGUGAGUGUUCUAAAUUUGAUAAAUUGAAUUUCGAACAAUGUCUUCCGUUGUGUCACUUGAUGGACGGGAUAGGCCGAAUUUCUUGAAACGGUUGACAGCUAGUUGUAUCAGAGCAUCAUGUUCCCAGCUCGGCUUAGUUGUAUUAGUGGUGAUGUAUGUGCUUCUUGGUGCAGCACUUUUUGAAUAUUUGGAGUCAGGACCGGAGGUGCAGAAACGGUCAGCAAUUCAACGGUCGAGGGAGGAAUGUUUGAAAGAGCUUUGGGCGAUCACAGAACGGUUGAACGUGCUAUAUGAACGUAAUUGGACAAGACUGGUCCAUGAACAAUUACGCAAAUUCGAAUCGUCAAUAGUUGCUGCGGCGAGGCAAUCUGACUCCCAACCCGCUGAGCUAGCACUGGACACCAAAUGGACAUACUCCGGAUCCCUGAUAUAUUGUAUCACGCUCAUCACUACAAUCGGAUAUGGCAACGUUUCUCCUCGAACAUCUGCUGGCAGAGCAGCUACAGUAGCGUAUGCGGCGGCUGGCGUGCCAUUAACACUGGCUUGCUUGGCAGGCCUCGGAGCAUCUUUGGCAAGACUGGCAAGACUAGCGUGGCUACGAGCUACUAAAAAUAAAGUGCCUAAUACUUGGAGAAAAGAUGGUGAGCUCGAGAAUCAUUUUCAAUUACACGAGCAACAACGUCUUCUUCCGCAACCAGCAGAACAUAAUCAGUACACUUCGUUUCCUCCACGAAUGCAUAAAUCACCUGGAAUUGUGAAAACAAGAGCUGGUGAUAGGGGACAGUAUUCACAAGUAUUUGAAAAAGCACCGAUGAGUCCUAGAGCUGCGACCUUGGGACGGGUGAAGCGUAAUGCUUUAUCUGAUGAACCACAAACGUCGUCAGCACUCCAAACACAGACACUCGACCGUAAGAGAUCAGCAAACAAUAUUAAGUGUCUCGCGACAGUACAUGGUCCUUCACGAGGCAGAGGGAGAGGUACGAUACAGCGACCUCGAGGAGCGGCGAUAGAACAGCUGAUAGCCGAAGAAUGUGGGGAAAUAUUCGUGAACCGGAGUCAGGAAGAUUUAGAUGAUUCGGAAGAUCCCGAUGAAGGGAUAUGCCCACACGAUACACCGUCAAGAGUGCCUUUGAUAUGGAGUGAAGAAAACCACAAGAUGAAGAGUUGUGCUGUGCCUAGCAGCAGUGCUUCCACCAGCGUACAGCACCAGAAUCAUAGUCUAGAACAUUGUCACGUACCAGUUGGAAUUGUACUUUUCCUUCUCUUAGGGUAUAUAGCGGUUGGAGCUGCCAUUUUCUCAGUAUGGGAAAAUUGGAGUUUUCUUGAUGCUGCCUAUUUCUGCUUCAUAGCAUUAGCUACAAUUGGUUUUGGAGACUUUGUCCCAACCAGCUUCUUGACCUUAAAGCAAAGUACCGAAAAUUCUAAGAGUGAAUACAUUCAAAUGAUCGCGUGUUGUGCAUAUCUUGUAUUUGGACUCAUAUUGAUAGCAAUGGCAUUUAGUCUUCUACAGGACGAAGUAGUCGCUCGAUGUACGCAACUAGCCAAUAGUUUAGGUCUCACCCGACAAUGACAAUAUGAGAAGAGCGAUUCCAGCUCAACAGAUAAUCAAUUGAGGAUGUUAUGAUCGUUGUUGUAAGGAGUUACUACAUGAUCCACCUUUUUUCCAGGAUCUGUUCUGUACUUCUUAUUAUUAGACGUUGUAUCUCAUGUUAACACUGUAUAGAUAAAUAUCA